UGACAGAGUUCUUUAGUUAAAGACAAACUUCUUUAAAUUCGAAUCAAUAUAUUAAUGGUAUCUCGUAAUCAUUUACUUCUGUCGCACUUGCAGCUUUUCGAUGUUUAUCUUAUCUUUGAUAGGGUAGAAUAGUGUCUUGAAUGUUUGUAUACAGUUUGUAUUUAUGUCACAUCAUCGGUAUUAAACUGUUGAUAAAAAUUGUACCAUUGGUUUGGAGUUGGCCUUGACAGUUUGUGAAAACGUUGAUAAUCAUUUUAGAUAUUUAGGAAGUGAUAGAAAUGUUUCUCGGAAGUCGAAGAUGAUGACAUUUAAGGUUAAUAUAUGUUGCUGCGAUACUUAGUGCGUUCUAAAUGUGAUAAAAUUGGAAUCGGCAGUCGCAGAGCAGUUUAAAAAGAAAACUAUGUGCAAAAUAAAAUAUGCAUAGCUGAUAAAUGGGCCGUUCAUGGCCGGAAUUAAGUGGUAUGCUGGAUAUCCGUUAAAUCAAAAAUCCUGCAUGACUAAACCGGUACCCCUUUGCAGUUUAACAAAUCUUCAACUACGGUUUCUGUGUCCCACAGAUCUUGAUGAGGUGCGAACUCUGUGCCAGGAUUGGUUUCCAAUUGAUUAUCCCUAUUCAUGGUAUGAGGAUAUCACUUCAAAUCCAAGGUUUUAUUCACUAGCAGCAGUUUAUGAUGGAAUUAUCAUUGGCCUCAUUGUGGCUGAAAUAAAAUCUUAUUUCAAAUUGAACCGAGAGGAUCGUGGCAUUCUGGCACAGUCAUUUGGAAAACAGACAGAAGUGGGAUACAUUUUGAGUCUUGGCGUCAGCAAAGCUCAUCGUCGUAAUGGCAUUGCAUCGCUCCUGCUAGACAACCUCAUUUCUCACCUUACAACACUGGAGCAUUCAGAUUGCAAGGCAAUCUUCCUGCAUGUGCUGACUACAAAUUCAGCUGCCAUUCACUUUUAUGAGCAUAGAAACUUCAGGUUACAUUCUUUUCUACCAUAUUAUUAUUCCAUAAAGGGAAAAUGCAAAGAUGGCUUUACAUAUGUACUAUAUAUUAAUGGAGGCCAUCCACCAUGGGGCAUAUAUGACUACAUGAAGCACUACUGCAGCAUCGUGUACCGGUCCAAUCCGUGCUCCUUUCCAGUGUGGUUGUGGCACAAGAUGCAGGCAGCCCUGCAACGUGUGUGGCCUGGACUACGACGAGUUGUUGUACAGAAUACAGCAGCAGUCUUCUCAUUUUACAGCUAACACCUGUGCUUUCUCUGCAAAACAGAAGAUGGUACUACUGGUUUCACAGACAAUCCUGUGCUUAGUAGAGCUCUGAAAAUAUAUUUGGAGCUAAUAAACAUUUUAUUAUAUUUAUUUAGGUCAAUUUUAUAUGAAGUGUUGUAUCAUUAGAAUUUAUUCUACACCAAAAACUUGAAGUGCACAAAUAGCAGGAGUUGUGUAAUUUAUUCUUGCCCUCUGUUGUAGGUUCUUUUGAGAUAAUUAAAAGCUCUAAGUUAACGAAGUUUGAUGUUUACAGGAGUAGAAAAUGGGAAAGUUAUACUACUUUAAAAUUUGCUCUCUAUUAUUUCAAGUGCUCUGCUGAAUCUGAAUUGAUCAGGAUUAUCAGCAGAACAGAGAAUACCAUGAUUAAUACAGUGAAGUAAAUGAUAAAACUUUCUCUAAUAGUUGGAACUGUGAUUAGCUUAAGAGAAAAAUAAGUGAAUGUAGGCAUUGCUUUUUUUAUGACUAAGAAUGGAUUACUAAAGAAAGAGUACUGAAGAAACCACAGCUCAAAAAUAUAGAGUUGAUCUGUGACACAGUUUGAAGUAAGCAUGUUCUGUCUGCUUUCACCACUUCACUUUUAUUAUAAGGCAGAAGUCUACUACGUUAUUGAAGGGUCUAGUCAAAACUUUUACAGUUUCAGGAAAUUGACUUAGUUUUAACUGGCAGUUUUUCAUGUGGCCUUAUCAUGUUUAAAACUUUUUCUUGAGAAAUCAUUGAUUGUAUGAGGUAUCAGAAGAGAAGUAUUCAGUGUUCAUGUAAAGACUGUAUCUUGAGUAUAAAGAUGCACAUUUAAGUUGAAAAGUGGAUUACUGAGUUCUAAUGUGCAUAAAAAUAGAGUACUUGAAUUUUUAAAAAUAAUGUUAGUUUUAUGCUUACAAAGAAGAGACCAAGAAUGAUUUAAAUAUAUUUGAUUCCAAGAAAUCAUUUGGUAUCUGUACUAGACAUUUCAGUUAUAAAUAUGUUUUUAUUACAUAUACCAUGAAAUAAAAUUAUCUUCAGCAGUACCUGGCAUGUAUAUUGCAGAGAAGCCAACACAAUCCUGAAAGAAAUUAGCAGUGAAUAUUACAAAUCAGAAGUUCAAAUGAAAGCCUUAAAUAUCUGUUACCAAAUAAUUUAUUACAUACAUAACUAAUUUACUGUUACCCAUUCAUAAAAUAAUCCUAAUGAUGUGUUACAUAUAUAUUACAGUCUUUGGAAUUGGGUAGAUACUGCUUGAGGAAGGUGUUUUGUCCACAGCUGUAAUUACUCUCUAACCAUAUUUUCACCCAUUCUUUAUCUUAAAAUUAUUUUCCUCCAAAUGCUUCUUUCAGCAGUAAAAGAAAAAAGAAAUUUUAGAUGUGGUUUUGUUGUGCGGUGAAUGAAGCAUAUGUGGAAUACACUCAGAUUUUGUAUGUUGUACAGUAGCAACUGUUAAUGGACAGUAAGCACCAGAAUAUUCACUCUCAGAUGCUUACAUUGUUAAUUGCAAUUAAACAGGAAGCCUUCAUUAAUUAUCUGUCGUGUUACCAAUAAAUUUUCCUCACUUGUCCAUCAGAGAUCCUAGUUAUUUUCUAUCAUCCCAAAGGAAAAUAGUCAUCCAGUGAUGUGUUUUCUGGCAUAACCACUCAUUAUGCCUGUUCUAAUCACAGAUUUGUAUCACUGAAAUGAUGCUUUUGAAGCUACUUUUGUAAGAAGUGACCAUAUUUCUAUGCCUUUGUUGUUUCUGUGACUUUAACAACUCAUGUCAUCUCUUAGUGGGAAUUUUCAUUUCAUGUGCUUUUAAAAUUAUUCUGCACAUGUAAAAUUUUCAUUUCACUUUCAUAUUUUCAUUUAGAUAAGAAAGAAAGGAAUCACAUGCCUUUAAUUUACAGAAAGACUUCUUGUUGUAGAAGUUUCUAUUGUCAUUCUUUUCUUCCUAUUUUUAACAGAUGAAAGUAUGUUACUAUUAGCAAAUUUGUUUUGGGUGCCAUAUAAAAAAAUGACUUGAGUAUUCAUAAUUCUUCAUCAAGAAACUUACUUCGGCCUUGCUUUGUUUUUGUUGAUCACAGAUGUUGUAGUGUGAACUGCAAACAAACAUAUUUUUUUACUUGGUUAUCACCAAACGUCUUGAAGUGCCUGUCUUUCAAAUUGUUUUAUCAAAAGUAAGAUAGUGGUUAUGAAUGGAUGGAUGUGGUAUAAACACACUUACACCCAAACUAUGUUCACAAAAGGCCUCUAAAAAAGAAAUUAGUUACUUACACAACUGUUGCUUGUCAUGCACUGAUUCACAGAAACUAGUAAAUUUUAUAAGAGCCAUUAGACUUCCAGAGUUUACUAAAAGAAAUUCUUUAAGCUAAUUGUUAGUCUUUUCUGAUGCAAUGUUGUGGAUAGAAAAAUGAUGUCAAACUACAUUCCCUUUCUAUUGUAAAUAGGAGUGUGGAGGGUGAGGAAUCAUAUUUACAGAAAGUUACUGCCCCAACAUUAAUACAGUAUAUUAAGUCAUCUAAAGAAUUGAACUUAAGUUACAUCCCACCCCCUUUUAGGAGUGAGAGGAAAAAUUGAAAGAAAUUUACUUGUCAGUUGCAGCUCAAACAAAGCCAAGUGUAAAAUUGAAGUGCCAGAUUCACUAAUUAUUUAAACAAUAUGUACAGGACAUGUCUACUUUAACAUAACAGCCACUUAUAUCUAUUUUUUAUUUAGAUACUCUCCUUACCUUUUGUGUGAAAAUAAUUCUCACUGUUCCCACCAACAGCAGUGACCAUGUAGUUAGAAACUGAGAAAGUUUGAUUUGUAGACGCUGACACAGAGAGCUUUUGGUCGCAAAACGAACUCCAUGUCAGCUGUAUUCUAAUAAGAAGCAGCUUACUCAGACAACUGUUUCACAUAUUUUAUCAUAUGAUUGAUUACUAAACUUGAUCAUUUGAAACAUCACAGUUCAAGCAAACUUCAGAUAGACAGGUCAUUCCUAACCCACAUUAGUAAUAUGGCAAGCUUUCAAAAUGUAAACAUCAGCUACAGUAUACCCCAAUACAGUCAGUCACCAUAAAUGAAACCACUGUUAAUGAAUUUUCACAGAGGAUAGGAACUUAAAGGCAAGUAAGUUUCUGACAUCAGUUGCUAGAUUAGCUUUUAAAGCUAGAAAUUAGUGUAAAUGAAUUUCAUUGAGUGCUGUAUCCUUAGAGAAGAAAAUCUAGGAACUAAUUACUUUAUUAAAAAUAAUACUUAGAAAUAGUUAUUAAAGUUCACAUUUUACUUACAUUGUAAAAAGACUGAAAUAUGUAGAGAAAUACAUAACACAGCUGCACAGUUAUGACUAAAACCCAAAUGAGCCUGUGAGAAAUAUUCCAUUGUCUUUCAUGCAUGCAGCUGGGAUAGUAUUGUUUCUUCUUGAGUUGUUGUUGUUGGUUUUUUUGUUUUUUUUUCCAGCUGAUAACCUAACAGCCUUCUUCAAGACGGUCACUGGAAGAAUUUAAACCAUUUGAUGCAAUGUUGUGGAAUAAACGAACAAUAAAACUUUGUCUGGCCAAAAGUAAAACAAGCCAGCACAGAUUCUGCAUAUCCAUAGUGUUUAAGAAUUAUGUAGUUGAUUAUUAAAAAUGAUGGUAUGUAUAGAAAUAACAAGCAGUGAAGACUCUGAACAAUGAUUCCUCUGAAAGUGCAGAUAUGAAAUGACUGGUUUUCAUGAUUUUUGAAGCUCAUCUCGAUUGAGCAGGUUGUGUGCGAAUUGUAUUUACACCACUUCAUUGACCACAGAAUUGCAAUGAGUUGAAGGUGUGACCAGUAUUUUGACUUUCCAUAAUCCAUAGAAGGGUCAAUGUAAAUACAAUUGUACACCACUGAAGACUUGUUUUGCUGUGGAAGGUGGGCAUGUCAGUGGUGUUCAAUGCACAAUUCUUGUACAGUAUGUACUGUUUUUCCUUUGUACUUUUUACUACAGUGUCAAGGAAUUUCAUAUACAUUUGCCUUUCUUGAAAGCAGAUCAUAUUUCACAGAUCCCAGACGAAUUGCUGUCUUGACUGGUCGUAGGUAGCUCAUGCCCACUUUAUGCUGCUUCAUUAUUCUAUCAGUUUUUGAAGAUACAUUUCCCACAUACAAAAGAAAGGCUUUAGAUUGUAGUAAAUAACUCAGCUUGUGAAAACACUAGAACAAUCAAAAGAAGAGGAAGAAGAAAGAGGUGUAAAGUUUGCACUCUUUCCACCAUAUUGGGAAACUCCAGAAAAAGCAUAGACUGCUUCUCAUCAUAUGGAAGACUUUGAGUCAUAGACUGCCACAAUUGAAAGACUGCUAUACAUUUAAGCUUUCAGCCAAAAGGCCUUCUUUCAAAGCAGAAAAUUCACACAAGCAUAACUCAUAUACACAAGGCCACAGUCUCAGCCACUCUGGCCGGACACAGUGAUCAUGUAUGUGUGAACAGUGCUUCUGCGAACGUGGGUGUGUGUUCUCUAUUUUGAAAGAAGUCUGUUUGGCCCAAAGAUUAAAUGUAUAAUAGUCUUUUCAUUGCACUUAUAAAGUCUCCUCUAUAUGCUGAGUAGAAAUCUAUCCUUUUCAUGACAUUGUUCUAUGUGGGAAGUGUUUCAUGAAAAAUUGCCAGAGCAAUGAAAAAGCUUAAAGUGAAUGUGACCGUCCUCUUGCCAACCAAGACGGCAGUUCUUCUGGGGUCUGCUUUUAAGAAAGGCAAGUAUAUGUGAAAUUCCUUGUCACUGAUGUUAAUGGUCCAUUGAAAACCAGUGACACACCCACCUUCUACAGUGUGACAAGUCUCCAGUGGCUUACAAUUGUAUUUACACUGACCCUUCCAUGGAUUACGGUAAAGUCAAGAUCCUGGCCACACCUUCACCCCUGUGCGAUUCUGUGAUCAAGGAAGUAGUGGAAAUACAAUUAGCAGAUAACUUGCUUAGCGGAGAUGAGGAGUUCCAUCUCAAUAAACCACAGAAACCACUCAUUUUUCAUCUGUUGUCUCAGAGAAAUUAUUGUUUGGAGUAUUUGGAGCCUGGUAAUUCAACACAUGCUAUCCUUUUUAGUUAUCAACCAUGUAUUUCUUAAGAACUGUGUACCUACUAAUCUGUGUUUGCCUCGGUUUACUCUUAGACAUAAAAUUUUUUUUUUCUUUUUUUUCUGUGAUUGAUGCUGUUGUUGCUGAUUGCUGACAGUGUAAUCUCUGUCACACACAUCUUUACACCACAGCACUGUGUUGAGUGGUUUAAGUUCUGGCAGCAUCUCACCUUAUAAAGAUGGCUGUAAGAUUACCAGUCAAAAUAUCAGAAGAGCAAACAGCACUAUUCCAGAUGCUCGCCUGAAAGAUGAUGGAAUAAGCCAGUCAGAGUAAUUGUUUUAGCCAACAAACUGAGACAGUGAUAGUAGAAACAGUGUCUACAAAAAGCUAGAAUGGUGUUGGAAAUUACACAAUUUUGUUUCUGUACAUUAACAAAUUUGAAAAAUUACUCCAAUAAGUAUUUUAUUGAAAAAAGUUUUGUGUACAGUUGUACUCAAGUAUAUUUAGUAUGUGCUCUGAUGGUGUUCUUUUUUGUGAUAGAUCAUAUGGUGAGCAGCUUAUGCAACACGACCCUCAGUUGUAUUAAUAUAUAUGGGCUUGCAGGGGUGGUCUUGUUUCCCACAACAUGCAAUGUGCUAAGUUCUCUGUGUCUUUGAAGGUGAAAUGAAAACUAAUCCAUGGCAGAGCACUUCAAAAUUUCAUAGGUGUUGGCUAUAGCAUAAGAAGUCAGUUACAGCAUUUAAUAUGAAAUUUUCACACACAUGAACUAAAAACAUUAGAUACAGAGCAAAGGGAUAAGGAAGAGAUCUAGUACCCCAACAUAAAUGGAAGUAUUGCAUUCUGCAUAACUUGUUGGAACUAUAAUUGGGUCACUUCCUAUUAUUUUUCUGUCACCAAUUAUCUGCUUCCAGUGAUUCCAACGUACGAAGUGAGGUGUCUCACUUUUUCUCUUCAAAUAACUUUUGACUCAUUGAUGAUGUUUGUAAUCUCUUUUCAUCCAGAUGAGUCACGACCGGCGGCUUGUGAAAGAUAGACAACACAGUUUUUUAAAGACAUUAACUGUGUUAUUUAGUGGGCCUGUAGUGUUUCCUUCUGCCAUACAGAUUUUGUAGGUAUCACAGAAAAUUACAGGUUAAAUAUAUCUUUAAAAUGAGGAUAUUGAGCUGUUGUGAUCAUUUGAAUGCUGUAUAGUGCAGCAGUGUAUGCUACUCUCCAUGGAAAUUUCAUGUUCGACCACUAACCUUUGCAGAGGUUUAAACAUUUUUGUGCUGAAGAUAAUGAUAUGUCUCUAAAACCAACUUGCAACAAACCAUUUAAAUCUUUGUAAAGUAUAACACUCAGACAUGAGUUUGUGUCUCAGCCGGGAAGGGCAGUUUUCUGUUCAUAUAAGCUAGAAAUUCUGGUCACCAAGUCAUUCAAACAGAUGCAUAACAGAACAAAAAUCCAAACAAAAGAACUGUAUCACUGAAUUUGAUAUGUAUACAUAUGCUAUUCUAGUGGAAAAAAAUUAUAAUUUAAAAAAGAACUUUAUGUCUGUAGCUUAGUGAAUGAUGAAAUUAUGAAAAUGUCUCAAUGUUGUGUUUUAUGAGCCCCUAGUUUUAUUUGUCUACAUGAAAAGAGAUUACAGUUAUCAUUAAUGAGUCGAAAGUUAUGUGAGAUAAAGAAAAUUAGGCCCUUUACUCAGUAUACGCUGUUUCUAGCAACAGAGGGCUCAUACAGAUAUUUCUCUGAUUGGUCAGAACUGGACAUUAUUCACAAUUGCUUUCUCCGAGGCUCCUUUCAAAUGUUUUAAUGUUAAAAAUAAUUCAAAGUAAAGAAAAGAUUUUAACAAUGGAGCACCUUCAUUUACAAAUAAAAUCUGUAAUAAUGUUUCAGUACCAUGAAUGACAUUUUUCUUUUGGAUGCAGUUCUUGAGCUGUUACCUUAAAAUCAAUUUGUAGUUAAGAAACAUUGCAGAUGUUGUACAUAUGCAUUUCAAGCUAUGGAGGUUUUAGUGACAUACAUUUAAAAAGAAUUUAGGAAAUUCUUCAAUAAAACAAAGCAAAAAAAUUCUGUAUGAAUAUCUGUGUAAAAAAAGGUUGAUCAGGUGACAAAAAUCUACAUAGAAUAUGUAUACAAAAAUCGGUUCUGCUGUCCCAUUACCCACUUGUUCAUUGUCAUGGCAUUGGUUGAAGUUCAUUUCGUGUGUUAUAAGGCAAAGAAGGCAGAAAGGGUGGGAGUAGUCUUGUUUUAGAAUAUGCGUUAAGUGUUGCUUAGAAGUGUAAUUUUCUUCAUUGUUCAAAAGUUAUGUUGAGAUGGUGACUGACAGAAGCAAGAUUGUUGAGAUAAAAAAUAGCAUGUUAUUAAUUGAAAACACGUGAAGAGUAGUAAUUUGUGUAUGCAAAUAUGGACAAGAUUAGUCAGGAAGAAGAAUUUGGCAUAUAAAUGAAAGACAAAAAACAGUUAAGAAGAAGUAAGAUAAUUGACCGAGAGAAAAAUGAUUUUUAUAGCAUGAAUAUCUGUUUCGCAUAUCAGUUUUACAUUUUCUGUGUUAAGUAAGCAAGUCCUGUAUGCAAGGCAAAAAAAGUGGUGAUGAAAAUACUGGAACGUACUGAGCUUUUCAGAUACUAGCAAAUAUGUCUCAAUAAAAGAGAUAACUUGCUUGUGUUGUUACUUACAUUUGUAAUACAUAAUGUCAUACAUUAUUCUGUUUGUCAUUUGCUUCCUUAAACUGAUCUAAUGUUAUGACAUUGGACUGUUAAUGUUUCUCAUCCCCUUGCCCCCCCCCCUCCCCCCUCGGUAACCAUCCGCGCCCCACCCUCCACCCACUGCCCACCCCAAGCAUACUGGUCUCACUUCUGAAACAGCUAAAAUGCUUUGCCUUGUAUUUCUUUAAAAUAAUAAUAAUAAUAAUAAUAAUAAAUUUGCCACUGUCAGUGUGAUGUUAAGCCUAAAUCUUCCUCGUAGUUACCACACCUCUCAUUCUCAUCACUGUAAGCAAAUUUUUCAUCAUAAUGGAAUAUCAUUUUUUAUCAGAGAAAUCUUGCACAAUAUAAAGACUGUUACUGUCAUUUCCCACUAACUGAAAUCCAUUCACAUGUAUUGGUAGUAGGCUCCUUUGAUGAAAACCAGAAGUGCUAAACUAUUGUUAAGAAAUUAUCCACAUUUUGUGUUGGAGGAGAGAGAGAGAGAGAGAGAGAGAGAGAGAGAGAGAGAGAGAGAGAGAGAGAGAGAGAGAGAGAGAGAGAGACCAACAUUGUUUUACUGUCUUUAGCUUGGCUUUUGGCUCUACAUAUUAUAUGCAUUCUUCAAUAUGUACUAUUUUUAAUUUUUUAUGGAAAACACGCCUUCAGUGUAGCUAUAGCAGUGCCUGAAGUAACAAUCAUGGCACUGUAUUAUAGCAGAAUAAUUUUAAUAACUGAUUUUCUGGCAGCUUUUGCAGAUCGGGGAUUGUAAAGCGGUUAGACUGCAUAUCUAUUUUAAAACAUUGCUGUUUGCAGUUCCAGAGAUGGAUAAUGAGUGAGUCUGUUCUGUUAUACAAUGCAUAUUAUUUGACUGGUGAAUUCCUUGAAAUCUAUCUGGUUUGCCAAAAAAAAGGUGAGGAAAUUCCUUUGACAUGACAGGGUUGUACACUGUAGUUAAAAAUUUGGUUCUAUAACACUAAUGGUGAAAUUUUAAUACAGAACGUAUGUCUAGUCAAAUUUAAUGUUAAAAGAUCAAGGUCAUGGUAGAAAAUCAGAUUUAGAUUUGCAGACUUUAGUAACAAAUAUUAUACAUCUCAGGAGGGGGUAAAUAUGUGUGACAAAACAGGUCACUAGUUGUCUUGCAGAUAAGCCAGAAAACUAUAACAGGACACAUCUCAAGAUUGUUUAGCCUGUUUAUUAUCCAGUUCUGUCCAAUGCUGAAUGCUAACAGAGAUGUAAACAUUGUUCCUCAGUUUUGCCCUGACAGUUAUUAACAACUGGUGUCUUCAGUGGAAGAAAAACUGCAUGGGGGGAAAAGUGAAGAUAUGAAUCUGAGAGUAAAAUGAUAAAUUCUGGGAGAGAGGCCUAUGAAGUGUCACACAGGUUUAGGGAAUGCAAUGACACAAUAGGUGUGCGCUUCCCUUUAAGACCCAGAACACUUCUUUCCAAAGAACUAUAACUGUACCAAAAUAACAAAGAGCUUAACAGGCGAUCAUGUCUGAACAUGGCAGGGAGUUUUGUUGUUGAUCAAUUUCUCCCUGUGCUCUCAAUAUGGUUGCUAUAACAACAGUUGUGUAGUUUAGUAGUGAACCCAUUCAGUCCUAUGCUAACAUUCAAUGUUUAGUUCCCUUUGCAAGAUCAUAAUAGCCUUAUCACUUUUGUGUUAACUAUCAGAUAUAGUUUCACACAUUCUGUUAAGCAAAUUAAAUAUUCUUCCAUGGCAAAAAUAAAGACAAGUGACACUGAGAAAGUUACCAGCCACAUAUGCCAUCUACAAUUACUCUGUAUAAACCAGUAGCAGAACAAGAACGGAAGAUAUACCGUGACUAAACUAGUUCUGUUGUUAUUUGUUGCUGUGGUAGCUGUUCUGUAAGCAACUAGCUGUCAUUCACUUUGUAAUUCUGAUCCAGGUAUAACAACAACUAUAAUGUUUCAACACGUCAUUUUGCAUAAUAAGUCCUUGCUUCUUGCAUUUGCUAUUUCUUCCCUCAACGUACAAUUACAGAUGCCCAUGAGUGUAAUGUCUUUUGUUUUAAAACACUUGGCCUGUUGCCAGUAUUGCAUCAGUGAAACAGGACAUAUUCAUUGCUCUAUUGAUGCUUAUACAUACCAUUUAGUGGCACUUCCUUGGCUGUAUAAAGCUGGUUCUUUUAGUACUACCUCACUUUUCCUUUCAUAUUUCUUCCACUGAUACUACAUUCUCUACAUCAAUAAACAGCUUUCUCCCACUGAAUGAUUAAGUGAACUGUCAUAAAACAAAAAUGUUGUGUUCAACUCGUAUUCCAAUAGUUCAGAAUAGAUUUACUGUAGCUCCUCUAAACAAUACUUUUUUUUUGAAGCCAUGUCUCAUCAUUUUCAUCUUCAAUACUUGUUUGACAGAGAAAAUACAUUGACACUAGUAAACUCACUUUCCAUAUGAAAAGGCAAUGUGGCCUUUCUUUUCGAUCUGUCCUGCCAUUUUUCCUGUUACUUUAUAACAGUCCCCUCCCAUAAAAUCUAAUCAUAGAACUGUUGGAAUCUAAGAAAGUUUGACAUUUACUGUCAUAAUUAAUAAUGAUGAUAGGGACAAUAACAAUAAUAACUUUACAGACAUCAAGUAAUUUAAAUUCAAUAAGUUGAGGUAAUUCAGUGUCUUCAUCACUCAUUUAUGUGGCUAUGAAAUGAGUAAUAAACCUGUAUGAUCCAUUAAAUUUCCGCUGUGCAGCUCAAUGACUUCUCUCCUUUUCCUUUUUUUUUCUUCUUCAUCUUUGUCUUCUAAUAUUUUGGCUGUAUACCUUUCAGCCAUCUUCAGAGUGAUCCAGACGACAGAAGCUGCAGUACUCAUUCUGUUAUUUUAAACCACAGGUACACAAAUGCCAAAGAUGUUGAUUGGCAGCAAACAGAACACAUAAGUUGAAUCCAUGAUGUGCUUCCAGAAUUCAGUGGAUCAGUCAUUGCAUCAUGAAAAUAUGAAGAUGCAAAUUAACCAACAUGUUUAUUUGUUGUGAAAAAUAGGAAAUAGAGCAGCAUUUGAGGGAAUAUCAGUCUUGAAAUGGUUAUCAAAUAAAUUACUUAAGGAAUUUUGAUAUUAAUUAAUUUCCACUGUGAAUGAAUGUUCCUACAUUUGUAGCUCUUCAGUACUCUGUACACCAUCCCAACUUUUCCUCUCGCUGCUGCAGAUAUGCCCAUACUCAUCAAAUAUGUUGUCUUAGUUUGUAAUUCUCAAUCUAAAUUUUUAUUUUUGAUUUGUGCGUAACUUGUUUUUUGUAACCUUAAUGCCACUUCUUUCUACUAACGUAACUAGAACAGACAUUGUCUUUCAGUUUGGUGUAGAGAUUCCUUCUUUAGGAAAUGCUGUUAGAUUCUUGAUUCAGGAAAACUUUCCAAAACGCUGUGAGAAAGGGAAAAAAAAACCUGUCCUGUUUAUAUCUCUGUUAUUGUGCGGGACACAGUGUUUGGUUCAUUUAUCCAGAUUUUUCCCUGUGUUUUUUGUUGCUCUUCUGAUUCAUAAAGUUCAAAUUUAUAUAAGCUUUUUCGGGUACAUUCUACUGUACACUUACAAAUUAUUUUGAUAAAUAUAUUACCUUAUUUUAUCUUAAAUGAUGUUUAAUUUUUAUUUUUUGAUUGUUUUAUGUAAUUUUUUAGUGUAUUUAAACCUAAUGGCAGUUAUUUGUAAAGUAUUUGUGUUGCAUAUGUGUAAACACCUCAUCAGUGAUGAGUGCAUAAAUGCAAUAGUAAUGUUAGAAUGGAAUUAAAUAAAAUUGUGUUUUAAUUGUAGCACAAGUGAAUUGUGAUGAGGUAUAUAGUAUCAUGAUUAAAAAGGUGAAACGGAAGCAUCCACAAAAAGCAAAAACUGCCAUUUUUAUGAUUGAUUAUAUAAGCCAUAAAAAACAUUGGGAUGCUUACGAGGAACCUACGAAGAACUUGAUUAUAAAUUAAGAGCUGUAGUGCUAUAAUAAAUACUCAUAGUAAAUGUACUGUUUGUUUUUAAAAUGUUUAUGACAUUUGUUAUAUGGGUUUUGAAGGAAAAUUUAUUAUGCCGUUGUACAUCCUGUUUUCAGGAAAGUGCCAAGAUUUUGUGGUGAUAAUGUAGUACUAUUGUAUAUGAAUUUCUUGACUGAAUGUUAGUGAAGAAUUUUUAUAUUACAUUUUCAUAUGACAUAUUGUAAGUCUGUUAUGCCAAAAAUGUGGUUGUUGCGAACUGCCAUGUUAAUAAACAGAUAAAUGUUAAGUAA
Messenger RNA from Schistocerca gregaria, 13080 nucleotides. RefSeq names its product N-alpha-acetyltransferase 60 (gene Naa60). Gene Ontology annotation, biological process: N-terminal peptidyl-methionine acetylation. Lineage: Eukaryota; Metazoa; Arthropoda; Insecta; Orthoptera; Acrididae. Gene Ontology annotation, molecular function: histone acetyltransferase activity; protein-N-terminal amino-acid acetyltransferase activity. The record is from RefSeq and is a predicted model, not a curated record. The transcript has 6 exons. The coding region runs from base 443 to 1228 and encodes 261 amino acids. Gene Ontology annotation, cellular component: Golgi membrane.